GGGGCGGGGCCUAGCCAGCCUGGGCGGGGCCAGGCCUGCACCGGGCCAGGCAAGAUGGCUGCCGUGGAGCCGGAGUCCGCGCCUCUGACCCUAGAAUCGCUGCCCACCGACCCCCUGCUGCUGAUCUUAUCUUUCUUGGACUACCGGGACCUAAUCAAUUGUUGCUACGUCAGUCGAAGACUUAGCCAGCUAUCAAGUCAUGAUCCUCUGUGGAGAAGACAUUGCAAAAAAUACUGGCUGAUAUCUGAGGAAGAGAAAACACAGAAGAAUCAGUGCUGGAAAUCUCUCUUCAUUGAUACUUAUUCUGACGUAGGAAGAUACAUUGACCAUUAUGCUGCUAUUAAAAAGGCCUGGGAUGAUCUCAAGAAAUAUUUGGAGCCCAGAUGUCCUCGGAUGGUUUUGUCUCUUAAAGAGGGCGCGCGAGAGGAAGACCUAGAUGCUGUGGAAGCUCAGAUUGGUUGCAGACUUCCCGAUGAUUAUCGAUGCUCGUAUCGCAUCCACAAUGGGCAGAAGUUAGUGGUUCCUGGGUUAUUGGGAAGUAUGGCGCUGUCCAAUCACUAUCGUUCUGAAGAUUUGUUAGACGUGGAUACAGCUGCUGGAGGCUUUCAGCAGAGACAGGGACUGAAAUACUGUCUCCCUUUAACUUUUUGCAUACACACUGGUUUGAGUCAGUACAUAGCAGUGGAAGCUGCAGAGGGCCGAAACAAGAAUGAAGUUUUCUACCAAUGCCCAGACCAAAUGGCUCGGAAUCCAGCUGCUAUUGACAUGUUUAUCAUAGGUGCUACUUUUACUGACUGGUUUACUUCUUAUGUCAACAGUGUUGUAUCAGGUGGCUUCCCUAUCAUCAGAGACCAAAUUUUCAGAUAUGUUCAUGACCCAGAGUGUGUAGCAACAACUGGAGAUAUUACUGUUUCAGUUUCCACGUCGUUUCUGCCAGAACUUAGCUCUGUACAUCCACCCCACUAUUUCUUCACAUACCGAAUCAGGAUUGAAAUGUCAAAGGAUGCACUUCCUGAGAAGGCUUGUCAGUUGGACAGUCGCUAUUGGAGAAUAACAAAUGCUAAAGGUGAUGUAGAAGAAGUUCAAGGACCUGGAGUAGUUGGUGAAUUUCCAAUCAUCAGCCCUGGUCGGGUGUAUGAAUACACAAGUUGUACCACAUUUUCUACAACAUCAGGAUAUAUGGAAGGAUAUUAUACUUUCCACUUUCUUUACUUUAAAGACAAGAUCUUUAAUGUCGCCAUUCCCCGGUUCCAUAUGGCAUGUCCGACAUUCAGGGUGUCUAUAGCUCGAUUGGAAUUGGGUCCUGAUGAGUAUGAAGAGAUGGAAGAUGCAGAAGAGGAGGAAGACGAUGAUGAUUCGGCAGAUAUGGAGGAAUCUGAUGAGGAAGACGAGGAGGCGAGGCCCCGGAGACUCUUCGACGUCCCCAUUCGCAGACGCCGCUACUCUCGCCUUUUUUAGCAAAACUCCGCUAAUGGGAGCACUGGAAUGAAUCCAGCCUGUCAAAUAGAUUUCUCAAUAAUGUAAUUAACUAAAUUGUUCUCAGCAUUAUAGCAAGAAAACUAGCAUGAAAUAUUGUUCCAGGCCCUGGGUUCUAUGCAACUGAUUCUUAAUUAGGAAUUGGAUUGUUUGCGUUUACUUUAUAUGUUUUGGGGCAGAGGAGGAAAUGAAAUCUUUUUUUUCUCUCCUAGAAGUCAAUGGGGGAAUAGUUCUCUAGCUAAGGAAUGGCUAUCUCUUUGUUUAAACAUUUUAUACUUAUAAAAAUGUGGAAGUGGAAAGGAAUUGUUUUGAAGAUUUAAAUAUAGCGGAAAUACCUACCCAAGGAUAGAAACUGACGAAAAAUUCUGUGAAACGAUUUCUUGCAGUUGUGAGUUAUUUAGAAAUGAACAUCAUUUGUAAUUAGGCUAAUCCAUUUAGUGGUUCCUAUAUAUUUUGUACUCACAGGGAACUAAUUGACUAAAUAGCUUGAAUGCUGGUUGUUUUGUCCUUUCUUAGACAAUCUGCCCUUGAAUUUAAAAUUUGUAUUACUAUAACCUUGAAUUUAAAGCCUUUAUCACUAUAACCUUGACUUUGAAUUUAGUCUUCAACUCUCCCACCCUUGAAUUUAAUUUAAAAUCUUCAACACCGCAACCUGGAAUUUAAUUUAAAGUCAUCAACAUUAAUAACUUUAUCGUAUUGUUCACAGAUGCAUCAUUUUUGAAAUGUAGAGUGUAAAAGUAUGUAUUGUGUUUAUUAACAAAAAGUUCUUCACAGUGUCUCAUGUCGUCUACAUUUGUAAAUACUGCUUCUGUUUGUUUCUCCUUUAUACAGUUGACUGUCUGACUUUGUGAUAAGUGACAUGAAUUUUAUGUUGAGAUUAAGUAUGUUUUUCUGAAACAUGAAAUUUUUUUUGUAAUUAUAUAAUUGGAAGUUUGGAAUGAAGUUCUCCAAGUGUCAAAAACUCACAUUUUGAAAACAAA
Messenger RNA from Myotis daubentonii (Daubenton's bat), 2456 nucleotides. RefSeq names its product F-box protein 3 (gene FBXO3). Gene Ontology annotation, molecular function: protein binding. Lineage: Eukaryota; Metazoa; Chordata; Mammalia; Chiroptera; Vespertilionidae. The record is from RefSeq and is a predicted model, not a curated record. Gene Ontology annotation, cellular component: cytoplasm.